Nerophis ophidion (straightnose pipefish) is the source of this 3852-nucleotide messenger RNA. Its product is annotated as serine/threonine-protein kinase N1-like. The record is from RefSeq and is a predicted model, not a curated record. Lineage: Eukaryota; Metazoa; Chordata; Actinopteri; Syngnathiformes; Syngnathidae. Gene Ontology annotation, molecular function: ATP binding; protein serine/threonine kinase activity; small GTPase binding. The transcript has 22 exons. The coding region runs from base 453 to 3254 and encodes 933 amino acids. Gene Ontology annotation, biological process: signal transduction; protein phosphorylation.
UCCGCCACUGACUCACUCAGCGGCUGUCAGCGUCCACCAAGCCGGCCGGGAAUGCUCUGAAGCCGGCAGCAUGGCCUCAGGUGUCCGCGUGUGGUGGAGUCGAGUGCGGCGGUGACUCUUCCCUGAGACACGGCACUCCUUCCGGAGGAUGAGCCGACAGCCAGGCAGCGCUGCUCACAGCACGGCGGGACAAGGCGCACUGUGAUGCGGCUUGGAGUCCAGCAGGCGUCCUGCGGUCCUCUUCCCUCCAUCUCCUGUCAGCCUUGAAGCUCGCACUUACCCCGACUCGUCAAUUGGACUUUUGACUGCAGCACAUCCAACAUUUGACCGUUUUUCCCCCUCCUCAAUUGUUAUUGUUUUUGUUUACUUGCCGGGGACUACAAGAAGGAGGACUUCACCAUGAUCUGACCUCUGAAGUGCAGCAGUAAUAGAAGUCACCUGCCAACCAGCACAUGAUGGCCAACAACAACGAGCUCCAAAGUGACCCGGGCGGACUGUCAGUGCUGCAGCAACUGGGCUUGGACCAGAACUCGGACCUGUCCGACUCCGGCGUGCAGCGAUGCCUGCAUGAGCACCGCGAGAGGAUCCGCAGGGAGAUCCGCAAGGAGCUGAAGAUCAAGGAAGGCGCAGAGAAUCUACGGCGGGCCACCACCGACAAGAGAAACGCCCAGCAGGUGGACUCGCAGCUCCGCAGCUCCAAUCGCAAGCUGGAACAUCUGCAGGCUCAGCUGCAGGAGUUGGACGCUCACAUUGUUGUCAAGAGUCAUUGUGAGAAUGACGAUGCUCCAAAGUCUCCAGGCUCGGUCAGUCGUCCGUCCGCCAACCAGCGCCGCAUCACAGCGCUGGAACGUCAGCUCAACAUUGAGCUGAAGGUCAAACAGGGGGCAGAGAACAUGAUUCCCAUUUACGCCAACGGAGCUACAAAGGACAAGAAGCUUCUCCAGACGGCCCAGCAGAUGCUGCAGGACAGCAAGACCAAGAUCGACAUCAUCCGCAUGCAGAUCCGCAAGGCCAUGCAGGCCACGGAGUACUCUGAGGACAGCCAAUGCAAGCCUGACCUGUGUGGGGUGGAGCUGCGUGUGGAGGAGCUGUGGCAUCACUACCGCGUGGAACACGCCAUGGCCGAGGGAGCCAAGAACAUUUUGCGACUGCUCGGCGCAGGAAAGGUCCAAGACAAGAAAGCCAUGGCCGAGGCACAAUGUGGUCUGAGCGAGUCGUCCCAGCGCUUGGACCUUCUCAGGUGCUCCUUGGAGCAACGGCUACUAGAACUCCCAGGGGACCACCCCAAAGCCUGUCUGAUCAAGGAGGAGCUGGCGUUGGCGUCUUCUUCCGCCUUCAGCUCGCGCCACAGCACCCCUUAUGUUCACAACCAGUACAACACCCUGAGUAAACCAUCGCCCCUCACAGGAACUCUUCAGGUGCAUCUUCUGGGGUGUGUCGGGCUGCCAGAGGUUGUCCCCGGCAGGAGCAAAGGGAACCCCGUGCUUCUCCCUUCUUACUGUCCUGGAGAUGGCCGCGCCUUUAAACUGAGUGGCCUCUACAGCCGCAGCAGCAUGAGCCUAAAGAUCCCUGGCAAGAACGAGGAGCUGUCUUCGGACGUGAGCGUGGUGCUGAAGCUGGAGAACACAGUGGUGGGUCAGACCGCUUGGAGAACAGUCGGAGAGCAGGCCUGGGACCAGACCUUCACUGUGGAGCUGGAGAGGUCCCGGGAGAUGGAGAUUGCCGUGUACUGGAGAGAUUACCGCUCCCUGUGUGCUCUGAAGUACCUGAAACUGGAGGAGUUCUUGGACAACCAAAGACACCGAGUCAAACUGGACUUGGAACCACAGGGGCUGAUGCUGGCUGAGGUCACUUUUUUUAACCCGGUAAUAGAGAGAGGACGAAAACUUCAGAGACAGAAGAAUGUCUUCUCUAAACAACAAGGAAAAGCGUUCCUGCGUGCCCGUCAGAUGAACGUGGACAUCAGCACCUGGGUCCGCCUGCUGAGGAACGCCAUCCCGAGUGGAAGCAGCCCACCCUCAUACACCCGGACUUUCUCCAGCAACAUGCUGGCACACAGCACAGGAGAAAUCUCAGUCGAGAAACUGACUCUGGACGCUGAUUCUUUGCUAAAAACUGAUCCUCGACACUCUACCGCUGAGCAGCACACGCCGGCUAUUGAGCCUGCUACAUCCAUGCCGGAUGGUCCUGUUCCCAACCGGGCAACCCGAUCACAGUCCCAGAACUCUUUGUGCAGACCGAGGGCAGGCCCUGUUGGCCUGCAGGACUUCAAGCUGAUUGCAGUGCUCGGCAGGGGGCACUUUGGCAAGGUGCUGCUGUCGGAGCACACGCGUACGGGCUGUCUGUACGCCAUCAAGGCCCUGAAGAAAGGAGACAUCAUCACGCGCGACGAAGUGGAAAGUCUGAUGUGCGAGAAGCGAAUCUUCGAGACGGUCACCGCCGCCCACCACCCCUUCCUGGUCAACCUGCUGGCGUGUUUCCAAACGCCGCAGCACGUGUGUUUCGUCAUGGAGUACACGGCAGGGGGCGACCUGAUGAUGCACAUCCACGCUGACGUCUUCUCGGAGCCGCGUGCUGUCUUCUACUCCGCCUGCGUGGUCUUAGGCCUUCAGUUCCUUCACGACCACAAGAUUGUGUAUCGAGACCUGAAGUUGGACAAUUUGCUGCUUGAUACGGACGGUUUUGUAAAGAUUGCAGACUUUGGGCUCUGUAAAGAAGGGAUGGGCUAUGGGGACAGAACCAGCACUUUUUGUGGAACCCCCGAGUUUUUGGCUCCAGAGGUACUAACAGACACUUCAUACACUCGAGCAGUGGACUGGUGGGGCCUCGGGGUGCUGGUCUACGAGAUGCUGGUCGGGGAGUCGCCCUUCCCAGGUGAUGAUGAGGAGGAGGUUUUUGACUGCAUUGUGAAUGAUGAAGUACGCUACCCGCGCUUUCUCUCCACUGAAGCCAUCGGCAUCAUGAGACGGUUGUUGAGAAGGAAUCCUGAGAGGCGUUUGGGUUCUGGAGAAAAGGAUGCUGAGGACGUGAAGAAACAACCCUUUUUCAGAGAUCUGGACUGGGAUGCGCUUCUCCUGAGGAAAGUCCCGCCCCCUUUCGUCCCGACCAUCGCGGGGAAGGAAGACGUCAGCAACUUUGACGUGGAGUUCACCGCCGAGGCGCCGGCCCUCACGCCGCCCCGCGAGCAGCGCACCCUCUCUUGUAAGGAGCAGGACUACUUUAAGGACUUUGACUAUGUGUCGGACCUGUGCUAGGGUCUGGGGGCCGGGACGCGUCCUCUGAAAGAAGAGACGGCACGGAACUCACUGGGACGAACAGCUGGUUUGGACCAUUGUGUGUGUGUAUGUGUGUGCGGAUCAGGAUGGGAUUGCGUGUCUGGCACAUCUGGAUUGUAACUAACCUGCUGAUUUAUCGGACCAUUUGAUGGUCUUUUAUUGCAAAUUGAGAUGAUAAAUGACUGUAAUCCGGAUUAUGUAGCAACUGAGUGGAUGGAUCCUGCUGGGUGUGUGGGGGGUGGGGGGCAACAACAACAAAUCUAUUGGCGCCGAAAUGCGAACCGAGCUAAAGAAAACAAAAAAAAAAAAAAAAAAAACAAUCAGAAGCUGAGGGUCACGUUUUUGGGGUUUUCCCCCCAGUGUCUUGUGUCCUUUUCCUUGUGCUGCUGCUACGUGUAAAUGAAUGUAACAAUCACUCACCACCUCAACGUGAACACCAAGGAGCGCCAAAGAACAGUUGUGAAAGCGGAUUACAAAGAGAGAAAGAUGAUUUUGUCCCCCCCGUGGUUCAUUUUCCACUCUUAUCAUUUGCUGGUUAAAUGUGUCGGACUGUGAUUUAGUAAAAGUGAAACCAACA